UAGACCAGGAAGUAUAAACACCUGACAGGUAGAUAACACAGGUAUGUCACGUGAUCUGUGUACAUUAAGACUGCACUUGGAAAUUGAUCAAGGACGGCCACCAUUACUGAAGUCAGAAACAAGAUCUAAUGAUGGACCCCCGUACCAGUGCCCAGGACGUGAUGCGAUGUGACCUGUGUAAGACCACUGUGGUACAGAUGCACUGUGAUACAUGUCUUGUCAACCUGUGUAAGGCCUGUGUGGGAGAACACAUCUCAACAGAUGAAUCCAAGGACCACAAAGUCGUCAAAUUUCAGUCCAGAAAAUCCACUCCCCUCUACCCUGGAUGUAAAUCUCAUGAAAAACAACAAUGUAUCAUGUUCUGUAAACAAUGUGACAUUCCUGUCUGUGCCAGCUGCAUUGAAUCAAAUGAACAUUUACAUCAUGAAUUAUCUAAAAUCUUGCGAGUUCUGGAUAAAAAGAAAGAAAGAAUUACAAAAGAAAGAAAUGAAUUAAAUGACACAAUUUAUCCAACCUACCAAGACAUUGCCUCUGAUGUACAAAACAGAAUGAGUCAGUUAGAAAAGGAAUAUGGAGAUCUCUCAACAGCCAUAACAAAACAUGGAGAGGACUGGCACAGAGAAAUUGACAAACUUGUCCAGAAACUUAAAGCUGAAGUUGAUGAGAUGAAAAUCACACAAUUACAAACUCUACAGAAACAUCUGGAUGAAAUAAACAAGACAAUGUCUGACAUCAAGGGAGAAAUUGAUUCAAUUGACAUGGCUACAGACACCAAUGACUUGUCAAAACUGUUUAGUGUCACAUCCAGUGUACAUAUAUAUAGAAAUCUUCCACACCAAAUAAUGCCAUCUUUACCCAAAUUCAUGCCAAAAAAAAUAUACAAAGAAGAACUUUUCAAACUUUUUGGAGUCUUAUCAUCAAGUUCUUUAACUUCAGAUAAACAUGGCUACAAGAUGAAGACAACACAGAAAUCAACAGAAGCUGGAUCCUUUCCUCCAGUCAAACAGCUGCUUGAUGAACCAGAGACUGUCACCACCAUACACACUGGGUAUAGAAGCCUUUACUAUGUGGCCUGUCUGAGUGAUGAAGAAAUCUGGACAGGUGGAAAUGACAGCACCAUGAAACUCUACAGCAUCAAUCAGGGAUCACUACUCAAGUCAAUCACAACCAAGUCAGGGAACACACCAUCUGACAUAGCAGUGACAAAAAGCGGAGAUCUAGUUUAUGCUGAUUAUGAUGAUAGAACUGUGAACAUUGUGAAGAAUGAGAAGAUAGAGCAGGUGAUCAAACUACAGAACUGGAGACCCAAAGGUGUCUGUAGUACCUCCUCUGGUGACCUCCUGGUUAUCUUGCACAGUGAUGAUGAAACACAAACAAAAGUUGUCCGUUACUCUGGCUCCACAGAGAAACAAACCAUUCAGUUUGAUGAUAAAGGUAUACCUCUUUAUCAAUCUGGUAGUUACACAACAGAGAACAGGAACCUGGAUAUCUGUGUGUCUGAUGGUGGAGCUAAAGCAGUAGUGGUGGUCAAUCACGCUGGGAAACUGAGAUUCAGGUACACUGGACAUACUCCUGCUCCAAAGAACAAACCAUUCUAUCCACCAGGAAUUACCACAGACAGUCAGAGUCACAUCCUUACAGCUGAUUAUAACAACAACUGUGUCCACAUCAUAAACCAGGAUGGACAGUUCCUUCGUUACAUAGAAUGUGGACUGAUUUAUCCCUAUGGACUGUGUACAGAUACAAAUGACAAUCUGUUUGUUGCUCAAAAUGGAAACAAAAAAGUACAGAAAGUCAAAUACCUGCAGUGAGAUGUAUAAUUGUGCCGUUUUUUUUUUAUAUAAGUUAUAACUAAAACAUUAUAAAAUAUGAGUGAUGUAAGAAAGAUAGACUUAUAAAUGAUUUAAAAUGAAGGUUUCUGUCAUGGGAAAAAUAAGCAGUAUAUUGAGAGUGACAUCCUAAUCAUAAACAAUGAACACAUGGCAUAAUUAAAUAAUGGUGUGAACCCAAAAUAUGUGUCCA
This is a messenger RNA of Saccostrea cuccullata (small rock oyster), 2022 nucleotides long. Its product is annotated as E3 ubiquitin/ISG15 ligase TRIM25-like. Gene Ontology annotation, biological process: protein polyubiquitination; negative regulation of translation; proteasome-mediated ubiquitin-dependent protein catabolic process. Gene Ontology annotation, molecular function: ubiquitin protein ligase activity; zinc ion binding; translation repressor activity. Lineage: Eukaryota; Metazoa; Mollusca; Bivalvia; Ostreida; Ostreidae. The transcript is spliced from 2 exons. The record is from RefSeq and is a predicted model, not a curated record. Bases 129 to 1811 code for a protein of 560 amino acids.